UUUAUCCUGAGGCUUCACUACCUACAAACUGAGUUAGUUAACAAAGUUUCAGUGUGUUAUGUUUGGAAAAACCUUGUUUUUUGACAAAAUGUCAUCAAGUUCAAGCUUAGACAGCUCUUCAGUGUCAAAUAAAACCGAUAAAAAGAAACAAUCGAAACACUUUAAGGUCCAAAGGCGCGACACCCUUCACAGUAACACAGGUCGUUACCUCGUCCUGGACUUCAUUGGUGAAGGAUGCUUCGGCAAAGUUGCCAAGUGUGUGAAUUUAGUCACAGCAAAGAACGUAGCCCUGAAGAUCCUAAAAACUGAGCAUAGUGCAGACGCUAAAAGAGAGAUCAACAUGCUUGAAGUCGUGAGCGUUCUUGACCCCGUCAAAAAGAACAUUGUAUGGUUCUUCGAAAGGUUCGAGCAUGAAGGUCAUACCUGUCUAGCUUUUGAGAUGCUAGACAGGAGUCUUUAUCAGCUGAUCACUGAGAGACAUCGGAAUCCACUGUCUCUCAGUGAGAUACGGCCAAUUGCAGAGCAGUUACUGAUGGCCUUUGACGCCCUGAAGGGAAUUGGAGUCAUUCACUCUGACCUGAAGCCAGAUAACAUAAUGCUGGUGAACCAUCAAGAAGAGCCCUUCAAGGUUAAAUUAAUAGAUUUUGGCCUAUCCCGCACUACUUCUGAGGUGAAACAUGGUAUGAAAAUCCAGCCUCUGGGUUACAGGGCACCUGAAGUCACCCUGGGCCUCCCCCUCUCUGAGGCAAUUGACAUGUGGGGUCUCGGCUGUGUGCUCACCUACUUGUAUGUGGCCAAACACCCAUUUGCAAUAAACUGCGAGUAUCAGAUGAUGAGGAACAUCGUUGAGAUACUGGGCCAGCCAGCUGACCACCUCCUCUUUGCUGGCAAAUACAGCCAGAAGUUUUUCAGGCUUUCCCAGCACUUUGACUAUGCAAAAUGGUGGCUGAAGACUCCAAGGGAAUAUAAGCUCACUACCUACAUAGAGCCUAAAGUAUGGAGGAGAUCAUUUAAAUGUCUGGAUGACUUGACAACACUUUACCCAGAGACACAAGAGCCCAUUGAAUUAGAAGAUCGGAGAGUGUUCGUGGGCCUACUGAAAUGUCUUCUGGACAUGGAUCCAGAGAGGAGAAUCACUCCUGGGGAGGCUCUGAAACAUCCAUAUGUCUCCAUGGCUCAUCUGGCUGAUGAGAUGGACACCAGCUCAUAUGUGGACAAGUCCUUCAAUAAAAUGCUGGUCUGCCUGAUGGAUGAUAUGGAAGAGAAACUAAUUGAUAGUAAGGCCGCAGUUGAAGGUACUCCAGCCAUCAUGUGUUCAAAUGACAAAGGCUCAGCUGCUCCUCACUCCCAGGACAUCAUUUCAAACACGCCUUCCUCAACUGAUGGAGCAAAAGUUGUUGGAGUUGUAAAUACUGGUGGCUCAGCUGAAGCAGGAACAGCUGCUGAUGGGUCAAGUGACCAAGAUGCAGCUACGACUGGUCCAACUAAAGAAGGAUCAGCUGCCGCAAGUACUGGUUUAGCUCCAGAGGGACAAGCUGCUGAUGGGGUAAAGGACCAAGAUAAAGCUAGUACUGGUCCAAGUAAGGAAGGAUCAGCUUUCGCCAGAAAUGAUUUAGCUCCAGAGGGACCAGGUGUUGCUGGGGCAAAGGACCAAGAUGAAGCUAGUACCGGUCCAAUUAAAGAGGGAUCAGCUGCUGAUGGGUCAAGUGACCAGGAGGUAGCAACGACUGGUCCAACUAAAGAGGGAUCAGCUGUCGCCAGUACCGGUUUAGCUCCUGAGGGACCAACUGCUGAUGGGGCAAAGGACCAAGAUGAAGCUAGUACUGGUCCAAGUAAAGAGGGAUCAGCUUCUGAUGAGUCAAGUGACCGUGAGGCAACCACCACUGGUACAACUAAAGAAGGAUCAGCCGCUGCCAUGACUAUAUCAGCUGCAGAGGGACCAGUUGCUGAAUGGGCAAAGGACCAAGAUGAAGCUAGUACAGGUCCAACUAAACAGGGAUCAGCUGCUGAAGGGUCAAGUGACCAGGAGGCAGCCAUGGCUGGUAAAAGUAAAGAGAGAUUAGCCACUGCCAGUACUCAUUUAGCUCCAGAGGGACCCGCUGUUGCUGGAGCAAAGGACCAAGAUGAAGCUAGUACUGGUCCAACUAAAGAGGGAUCAGCCACCGCCAUGACCGUAUCACCUCCGCAGGAACCAGCUGUUGAUUGGGCAAAGGACCAAGAUGUAGCCUUGACUGGCCUGGCUGAGGAGACAGCGGCCAACUACGGGUCACCUGAUGAUGAUGCACCUGUAAAAUGCGGAUGCGGAAAUUCUUCGGCAGGGUUAUUCGGACCUUGCUUGGAAAGAAAAAGUAAACAAAAUAAUUUCAUUAAAAUGCAUCUGUAGGGGAAAGUCCCCUCAUGACUUCGAAUGCAGACAGUACAACCCUCAAGCUACAAGACCAGCUCUUUCUUCAACCCCCCAGGAAUGCUGGCUAACAAAGACAUCAGUGAUAUUUACACCAUCCUACAAACAGUAACAAUAGAGAUAAGAACCCAACCGGUCAAGGCAGAUGGCCGCCCACUUAGAGCCUGGUUCUGCUCGAGGAUUCUUCCUGUUAAAGGGAAGUUUUUCCUUGCCGCUGUCGCCAAGUGCUUGCUCAUGGGGGAACAUUGGGUCUCUGUAAAAAUAAGAGCACAAUGUAGACCUGUUCUAUGUGAAAAGUGCCCUGAGAUAACUUCUGUUGUGAUUUGGCGCCAUAUAAAUAAAAAUUGAAUUGAAUU
Thunnus maccoyii (southern bluefin tuna) is the source of this 2760-nucleotide messenger RNA. Its product is annotated as homeodomain-interacting protein kinase 4-like. Gene Ontology annotation, biological process: smoothened signaling pathway; peptidyl-threonine phosphorylation; peptidyl-serine phosphorylation. Gene Ontology annotation, cellular component: PML body; cytoplasm; nucleus. The transcript has 9 exons. Lineage: Eukaryota; Metazoa; Chordata; Actinopteri; Scombriformes; Scombridae. Bases 59 to 2383 code for a protein of 774 amino acids. Gene Ontology annotation, molecular function: ATP binding; protein tyrosine kinase activity; protein serine/threonine kinase activity. The record is from RefSeq and is a predicted model, not a curated record.